AGCCACCGAUAUAUAAACCCUUCUUCCUCGGACACAUCAACUCUGCAUCUUCAAGCUUUUUCUUUCAAACCCAAAUCCUUAUUUUCUUUCUCUCUCUCUCACACACACACAUUACAAAUCCACGAUCUUUCUCCGAGCUUUCGCAAUCAAAAGAUGGCGGAGAUAUCUACUUCUUCAGAAGGGUCAAGAGAGAAUGGUUCCUUGGUUGUUUGUUUUGGGGAGAUAUUGAUCGAUUUCGUCCCAACAGAAAGCGGUGUUUCUCUUGCAGAUGCGCCAGCAUUCUCCAAAGCUCCAGGCGGUGCGCCUGCAAACGUUGCUGUUGGUAUUACUCGGUUGGGUGGAUCUUCAGCAUUUGUGGGAAAGGUAGGUGAUGAUGAAUUUGGGCACAUGUUGGCAGAGAUAUUGAAACAGAAUAAGGUUGAGAUUUCGGGUAUGAGAUUUGACCAUAAUGCUAGAACCGCACUAGCUUUUGUUACUUUAAGGUUCGAUGGGGAAAGAGAGUUCUUAUUUUAUAGGCAUCCAAGUGCUGACAUGCUUCUUCAUGAAUCAGAACUAGAUCGAAAUCUAAUUCAAAAGGCAGGGAUAUUCCACUACGGUUCUAUUAGUUUGAUCGCAGAGCCGUGUAGAUCAGCACAUCUAGCUGCAAUUGACAUUGCCAAAACAUCGGGAAGCAUCCUUUCUUAUGAUCCCAAUUUAAGAUUAGCUUUAUGGCCUUCAUCAGAAGCUGCUCAUGAAGGCGUGAUGAGUAUUUGGGAUAAAGCAGAUAUAAUCAAGGUGAGCGACGAGGAGAUUUCAUUCUUGAUUGGAGGAGAUAAAGAAUCUUUCGACGAGAACAUUAUGUUGGAGAAGCUAUUCCACCCGAACCUUAAACUUCUCAUCGUGACAGAAGGAUCUAAAGGCUGCAGAUAUUUUACUAAGCAAUUUAAGGGUAAAGUCCCCGGAAUUAAAACCAAAGCUGUGGACACUACUGGGGCGGGUGAUUCAUUCGUGGGAGGGAUGUUGUAUAGUUUAGCUUCUGACAUUGAUAUUUAUCAGGAUGAAAAGAGAUUGAGAGAAGCGCUUUUGUUUGCAAACGCUUGUGGUGCUUUGACGGUUAAGGAGAAAGGUGCCAUACCGGGCUUACCUACAAAGACAGCCGUCCUUCAACUUCUGGCUGAGGAUGUUGAUGUCAAAUGAUUAUGAAAAUGGCGUGUUUCCAAUUGCGUCUUAUAUGCUUUCUUAGUAUUGCGGUUUAUGUUAACUAUUUGUCGGGUUGAGUUGAUCUGUUGAUCUGAUCUUGUAUUAAAAUUCAUCUUCAAAGUACGUACCUCAAUGUCAAUGAGCUUUGUUUGUUGUUUGUAUAACUGAAAUUAUUCAAUUCAAUUUGUAUGUUAGAAAAAAACAUUGC
Messenger RNA from Impatiens glandulifera, 1387 nucleotides. Its product is annotated as probable fructokinase-7. The record is from RefSeq and is a predicted model, not a curated record. The transcript has 7 exons. Gene Ontology annotation, molecular function: fructokinase activity. Gene Ontology annotation, cellular component: cytosol. Gene Ontology annotation, biological process: fructose metabolic process. The coding region runs from base 154 to 1176 and encodes 340 amino acids. Lineage: Eukaryota; Viridiplantae; Streptophyta; Magnoliopsida; Ericales; Balsaminaceae.